Messenger RNA from Ananas comosus (pineapple), 867 nucleotides. RefSeq lists its product as uncharacterized. The transcript has a single exon. Lineage: Eukaryota; Viridiplantae; Streptophyta; Magnoliopsida; Poales; Bromeliaceae. The record is from RefSeq and is a predicted model, not a curated record. Bases 1 to 867 code for a protein of 288 amino acids.
AUGCGGCAGCAGGGGGAGCAGAUCGGAAAGCUCCACGAGAUGAUGGCGCGACAGACGGCGGCGGCGACAUCUAUGCCGAGAGAUCCGCCCACACCUGUUGCACCCGUAGCACCACCCCCUGCGAUGGCGGCAGCGCCAGUGACGGCUGUUCCUCCGGCGGCAUCGGGUUCAUCGGCUCCUAUACCCAGUGAGCUUGGGGCCGAGAAGGAACGAUCAUUGGCGGCUUUGACGACCUUUAAAAGGUUCAACCCUCCGACAUUCGAUGGUGAUGUCAAGGAUCCGUGGACAGUGGAGACAUGGCUGUCCGCGAUGGAGGCAUUGUUCAAGGAUAUCUACACCCUCGAGAAGGAUAAAGUUCGCCUUGCGGCCCAUUGCUUUGAGGGGUCGGCGAGGAUGUGGUGGGAUCAAGCAAGGAAGAAUCGCUCGUUGGACACUGCUUCCGUCACUUGGGAGACAUUUCGGGAGAUGCUACUGUUGGAGUACUUCCCCGAUAGCGAUCGGCGGAAGAUCAAAGAGAACUUUCGCAAGCUAAAGCAAGGCAAUCGGUCGGUGCGGGAGUACGAGCGGGAGUUCACGCACAUGAUCAAUUGUGUGUCGGAUUUAGUCCACGGCGAUAGAGACCGAGCGGAGGUGUUUGAGCAUGGGUUGCGGCCGGAGAUCUUCAAGACUGUUCAUGCAUUCCGGCUCAAGACCUAUGAGGAGGUACUCGACCGUGCACUAUGGGUCGAGAGCGGCAACGCCAUUGCGCGAGACGAGCGCGAGGCAUAUAAGCGAGAGAAGGAUAGGGAGAAGGCCAAGAAGCGACCGGCUGGUGGGUCGGCGGGUCAAUCGAGUUCUAAGCGACCCCCGCGACCUCAGCGAUCAUAG